Molecule: messenger RNA, 4395 nt
Organism: Scleropages formosus (Asian bonytongue)
Lineage: Eukaryota; Metazoa; Chordata; Actinopteri; Osteoglossiformes; Osteoglossidae
Gene: rfx2
Product: regulatory factor X, 2 (influences HLA class II expression)
Exons: 20
Coding region: 364-2568 (734 amino acids)
Biological process (GO): regulation of transcription by RNA polymerase II
Cellular component (GO): nucleus
Molecular function (GO): DNA-binding transcription factor activity, RNA polymerase II-specific; RNA polymerase II cis-regulatory region sequence-specific DNA binding
Source: RefSeq, a predicted model, not a curated record
UAUAAUCGCCAACACUGAAGGACGCCAGACGCGAGCUGUAAACGCCACGAGAGCGAAAAGUUCAGUCCAGGCGUCCCUACAUUUUGUGUGCCCCGUUUAGAAGAGUAUAGCAACAGUUGCUUCGAGACCCCCGCGCGCCAUAGUGACUGUAGUCGUGGAGACAGUUACUUACCAACGGGAGCAGCACGCGGCAGCACUCGGCAACGGCGGCGGCGACCGGGACCGCGAGUGAGUGAGGAAAAGAGUGAAAGAGCAGAGCCAAACACACGGCAAGCUACAGGUGAUGGUCAGACAGAAGUUAGUUCAUCUGCAGCUAAAAUUAGUCUCACCUGCAGACUCCUCAUCUGUUUUUUAUGGUCCAGUAUGCAGAACUCGGAGGGAGGGUCUGACACGGUGCCUGGCGUUGCGCUGCGCUCGGCCACCUCAGCCCAAGCCCCUGUUGUGCAGCCAGUCCCCGCCUCUCAGCAGAGAGUACUGGUACAGGCCACAGGCUCAACCCAGAAGAGCGCUACAGUGCAGCAGCUGCCUGUGUCCCGAGUACAGCAGGUCCCCCAGCAGGUUCAACAGGUGCAGCACGUCUACCAAUCCCAAGUGCAGUACGUGGAUGGUGGAGAGGCAGUGUACCCCAACGGGACCAUACGCACUGCCUACUCAUACAACACUGAUAGCCAGCUUUAUGGUCAGAGCAGUGGGACGGCCUACUUUGACACUCAGGCAGGUGGUGCCCAGGUGACCACAGUGGUGUCAUCAGCUGGUGGUGUGUCUCCCCAUGGCAUGGUGGGCAUUGCCAUGGAUGUAGGAGGUGGUCAGAUCAUCUCCAGUGGCAGCAGCGCAUACCUCAUCCAUGGGGGUGGCAUGGAGGGAAGCCGACACCACCCUUCCCACUCCUCUCGCUCCUCAUCUGCAAUGCUUGAAAUGGCGAUUGAAAACCUCCAAAAGUCUGAUGGGAUUGCAACUCACAAAAGCAGCCUGCUCAACAGCCAUCUGCAGUGGCUGUUGGACAACUACGAGACAGCAGAGGGUGUCAGCCUGCCCCGUAGCUCCCUCUACAACCACUACCUCCGCCACUGCCAGGAACAAAAGCUGGAUCCAGUUAACGCUGCCUCCUUCGGCAAGCUCAUCCGCUCUGUGUUCAUGGGCCUGCGCACGCGUCGCCUGGGCACCAGAGGAAACUCCAAGUAUCACUAUUAUGGAAUUCGCCUAAAGCCGGACUCACCACUAAACCGGCUGCAGGAGGACUCCCAGUACAUGGCCAUGAGGCAGCAGCCCGUGCACCAGAAGCAGAGGUUUAAACCCCUACAGAAAGUGGAUGGUGUGGGAGACGGCCUGUCUGCAACGACACAGCACUCAUCCACCACUCCUGAGCAGUCUGUGGCUGCCCAGAGCCAGCAACACCAGCAGUACAUCGACGUGUCCCAUACCCUCCCCCCAUUCCCUGCCCCGGACCUGGGCUCCAUCCCGUUGCCUGAGCGUCUUAGCAUGAAUGAUGUGAAGAAGCUCCAGACUCUGUACCGGGAUCACUGCGAGGCCACUCUAGACGUUGUGAUGAACCUCCAGUUCCACUACAUUGAGAAGCUGUGGCAGACGUUUUGGAAUUCAACGGCGCCAUCUACUGAUGGGGCCACGUCACUUCCUAACAGCGAGGAAGAGACGGAGGGGCCCAUCCCCAGGGAGAAGCUGGUGGCCCUCUGCAAGUAUGAGCCACUGAGGAUGUGGAUGCGCAGCUGUGACCACAUCCUGUACCAGGCUCUGGUGGAGAUCCUCAUCCCUGAUGUGCUACGCCCUGUCCCCAGUACUCUCACGCAAGCCAUCCGCAACUUUGCAAAGAGUCUUGAGGGCUGGCUCACCUCAGCCAUGAGAGAUUUCCCCCAGGAGAUUGUUCGCACCAAGGUGGCAGUGGUUAGUGCCUUUGCUCAGACACUGCGUAGAUAUACAUCCUUGAACCACCUGGCACAGGCAGCACGCGCAGUCUUGCAGAACACCUCGCAAAUCAACCAGAUGCUAAGUGAUCUCAACCGAGUGGACUUUGCUAAUGUGCAGGAACAGGCCUCAUGGGUGUGCCAGUGCGAUGAGACCCUGGUACAGCGGCUGGAGCAAGACUUCAAGGUGACACUGCAGCAGCAGAGCUCACUGGACCAGUGGGCAGCCUGGCUGGACAAUGUGGUGAACCAGGUGCUCAAGCCCCACGAAGGCAGCGCUAGCUUUCCGAGGGCUGCGCGCCAGUUCUUGCUCAAGUGGUCCUUCUACAGCUCCAUGGUGAUCCGAGACCUGACCCUGCGCAGUGCUGCUAGCUUUGGGUCCUUCCACCUCAUCCGUUUGCUGUAUGAUGAGUAUAUGUUCUACCUGGUGGAGCACCGUGUCGCCCAGGCAACUGGCCAGACACCCAUCGCCGUCAUGGGAGAGUUCAGUGAUCUCAGCUCAAUGAUACCCAUGCUUAGGAAUAAAGAUCCCUCCUUCUCAGAUGAAAUGAGUGACCUGGGCAGCGAUGGGGACAUCUCCCGGAGUGCUGGCGAGCCUCCAGUUAAGCGCGAACGCAUUGACACCAAUCACUCGCUGCAGGAGAUCUGAGCCUGGUGGCCCAGCACACACAGGUCUGCUAAAGCAGCACCAACUGAAGUUACAUAUACAGGAGCAAGGAGCUCUUCAACCUCCCACCAACAGUUAUAGUUUGUAUUAAACAUGUAUGUUUACAUCAGCAUCUCAAAAGAUCUCAUGCUGAUGAGAGUUUGUGAAACUUAACUGAGAGGUUUGGUUCAAAUUCUUGUUUUCUCUUCUGUAUUGCAAGCCAAACUGUGAAAUCAAGGAUCGACUUUGUGCAGUACUCUGUUCCUGUACAUCUUAGCGUUUUAAUACAUUUGCCAUAGUGUCUUUUUUACUUUUUUUUCCCCAGUGCCUUAGAUGGAAAAAGCUCUCACCAUCAUGAUGGCAGUCUUCUCCCUGUGCCUGUCUCUCUACCAGUGUGAAUGUAUAGUUCCAUGACCUCAAAAGUAAGAAGCACCUUUACACUUGAUGUAGGUGUGAACUAUCUGUGGCCUCAGCUGUAGCCAGCAGCUCAAAGGACAGUGGUGCAAACCACUCUCCUUCCUUACAUGUUGUAGGAACUCUGAAAUAUGGUCCUGUUACAAAGACCAUAAAAGACUGUUUUCUCUCAUUGCUCUCAAGGGUGGAUUGGCCCUGGGGAAGUAUUUUUCCAGUCACAGGUUAGUUUGCAGACUUACCCCUAUGUUUUAGGUGUAUUUUUUUUUUUUUUUUUUUUUUUUUUUAAUUAAAAAAAAAAAAACCUGUACCGGAGGUGCAGGUUUUCUAAAGUGGGAACACCCAUGUGUUUACCUUCUUCCUGUCUCAAAUCUUUCCCUAGUCAACACUGAAAAGCAACCUUUAGCAGUGGUCCUUUUUUAUAGCAGCAUCAGAGGGCCAUUCAUUGGACCAAAUUUGUAAACUAAGCCUUAGAUUUUCAUAACUCAAUUUCAUGUAAUGCAGCACUUGCUUUGAGCUUUGUGGACUGCAUAAAUUAUUGACAAGAGUGGUGUUGCCUACAUGACAACAGCCUACAAGACCUAUAUUUUAUAUCUGCUUGACCAUAUUCAGGUUACCAGGUCACCUAACCUUAACUAACUGAUUCCUCGGGGGAGCAUGGCAUGUCUGCAUAUUGAGCAGUCUUUUUCAUGCUUAAGAUUUGAUUGUAAACCUGUGUUUUGUAACACAAUAUAACAGUUUAAAUGUUUUAAACAGUUUUUCCUUCCAUGUUCUGGUGUACAAAACUAUGAAACUAUUUUCUAUUCAUUAAAUCUUUGUCUUUUAAGGGUGAGGUAAUCUAUUGUUUAAACUCUUCUACCCAGUAUUGUCUUGCCAUGAACUUGGCCUCAUUUACUGCCAGUAAUUCAGUCUGUUGUGCAUUAUGGUUGUGAUGAGAAUGAAAUAAGUCACCAGUGUCUGGUAUUAAACCAAAAAUGUUCAGAAUGCCCCUCCCUGGGAAAUUUAAAAUUGUUUAACUUGUUAGCUACUACUAGUCUCUCUUACUGGAGUCAUUUCAGGCUUCUGGUGACGUGUUCUUGCUAGUGUUGUGCCUAUUACCCUGUAAUUACCUUGAUGGGGAAGGCAACUUCCUCUUAACUUGUUUGAAUGUGUGUUGGAAACCCCUAUUAAAACUUGGCUGGGAGGUUCUAUUUCUAUGGACCCAGUCCUGGUUCUAAUUAAAUGUAAAUUGAGCAUUUAUUUUUAUUCAUUUUUAAACCUGUUCUUGACUACACCUAGCCUGAAGCCAGACUGUGGUCUGUAACAACUUGCAUAGUUAAGCGGUAUUUUGUACUGGUCGAACUGUGUAAUAAAUUGGUGUAAACAUAUAUUUUUGGUUGUGGUUAGAAAAUGAUUCAAUAAAAAAAGUUUGUUGGAAAA